GGCAGAGGUGGGUGCUGGGCCGUGGCGGAGGUGGGUGCUGGGACCAGUGUGGAGUGGGUGCUGGGACCAGUGCAGGGCAAGGAGGCUCCUCAUUAGCGGCGCCGCGCGGCCCCCGGCCAUGGGGCAGAGCCAGGGCUCCGGGGCCCCCCCGGCCCCCCACAGCGACGGAGGUGACGGGGGAGGCCGCCCGGGGCCGCCGCCGGGGGCCUCGCCGCUGGAGCGGGGUCUCCACGCCGUCGUCGACGCCUUCUACGGCUACGCGACGGUGCCGGCGCCGGGGCGGGCGCCCAGCCUCAGCCCCGGCGCCUUCCAGCGCCUGCUGCACCGCGAGCUCAGCCGCCAGCUCACCGACACGGGGGCGAGCGAGGCGGUGGCGGCCGUCUUCGCGCUGCUGGACGCCAACGGCGACCGCCGCAUCUCCUUCGACGAGUACUGGCAGCUGGUGGCCUGGAUCUGCCAGGUGAUCCGGCACCGGCGCUACGGCGAGGCGCCCGCCGCCGCCACCGCCAUCGCCGCCACGGCCGCCACCGCCGCCGCCACCAUCGCCGCCGCCGCCACCGACACCGCCGCCCUGGCCCGGCCCGGCGACGGCGAGUAGCUGCCGCUGCCACCGCCACCGCCGUGGGGAUGGGGGUGGUCCUGGAGAAGAGCCACCGCCGCCAUGGGGAUGGGGAUGGAGAUGGAGAUGGGGACAUCUCUGAGGAACAGUCACCACCACCCCCGUGGGGAUGGGGAUGGAGAUGGGGACAUCCCUGAGGAACAGUCACCACCGCCAUGGGGAUGGGGAUGGAGAUGGGGACAUCCCUGAGGAACAGUCACCACCCCCGUGGGGAUGGGGAUGGAGAUGGGGACAUCCCUGAGGAACAGUCACCACCACCCCCACGGGGAUGGGGAUGGAGAUGGGGACAUCCCUGAGGAACAGUCACCACCACCCCCAUGGGGAUGGGGAUGGAGAUGGGGACAUCCCUGAGGAACAGUCACCACCACCCCCACGGGGAUGGGGAUGGAGAUGGGGACAUCCCUGAGGAACAGUCACCACCACCCCCACGGGGAUGGGGAUGGAGAUGGGGACAUCCCUGAGGAACAGUCACCACCCCCACGGGGAUGGGGAUGGGGACAUCCCUGAGGAACAGUCACCACCACCACCAUGGGGAUGGGGAUGGAGAUGGGGACAUCCCUGAGGAACAGUCACCACCACCACCAUGGGGAUGGGGAUGGGGAUGGGGACAUCCCUGAGGAACAGUCACCACCACCCCCACGGGGAUGGGGAUGGAGAUGGGGACAUCCCUGAGGAACAGUCACCACCACCCCCACGGGGAUGGGGAUGGAGAUGGGGACAUCCCUGAGGAACAGUCACCACCACCAUGGGGAUGGGGAUGGAGAUGGGGACAUCCCUGAGGAACAGUCACCACCCCCACGGGGAUGGGGAUGGAGAUGGGGACAUCCCUGAGGAACAGUCACCACCACCCCCACGGGGAUGGGGAUGGAGAUGGGGACAUCCCUGAGGAACAGUCACCACCACCACGGGGAUGGGGAUGGAGAUGGGGACAUCCCUGAGGAACAGUCACCACCACCACCAUGGGGAUGGGGAUGGAGAUGGGGACAUCCCUGAGGAACAGUCACCACCACCCCCACGGGGAUGGGGAUGGAGAUGGGGACAUCCCUGAGGAACAGUCACCACCACCCCCACGGGGAUGGGGAUGGAGAUGGGGACAUCCCUGAGGAACAGUCACCACCACCCCCGUGGGGAUGGGGAUGGAGAUGGGGACAUCCCUGAGGAACAGUCACCACCACCCCCGUGGGGAUGGGGAUGGAGAUGGGGACAUCCCUGAGGAACAGUCACCACCAUCCCCAUGGGGAUGGGGAUGGAGAUGGGGACAUCCCUGAGGAACAGUCACCACCACCAUGGGGAUGGGGAUGGAGAUGGGGACAUCCCUGAGGAACAGUCACCACCACCCCCACGGGGAUGGGGAUGGAGAUGGGGACAUCCCUGAGGAACAGUCACCACCCCCACGGGGAUGGGGAUGGAGAUGGGGACAUCCCUGAGGAACAGUCACCACCA
Molecule: messenger RNA, 2062 nt
Organism: Rhea pennata
Lineage: Eukaryota; Metazoa; Chordata; Aves; Rheiformes; Rheidae
Product: protein S100-A16-like
Exons: 4
Coding region: 119-598 (159 amino acids)
Molecular function (GO): calcium ion binding
Source: RefSeq, a predicted model, not a curated record